UAUCGUUUUUUCUGUGAUUUUGAACUGUGACGAUUUAUCGCUCACCCACUACCGGGUGCUCUAAAAAAUUUUCCAGUGAAUUUCGCCGACGCCGAGCUUAUCUGCUGCGAAUACUUUUUUCUUUUAUUAAUUAGAAGAAAAUUAAUUAACAACAUGAGAUAUAUUGCUUCUUAUCUAUUGAGCUCCUUGGGAGGCAAAGAACCCUCUGCCUCGGACAUUGAAAAAAUCCUUUCAUCCGUCGGAAUCGAAGCUGAUAAUGAUAAAAUCCAAUCCGUUAUUAAAGAAUUGAAAGGCAAGAAUGUCGACGAACUUAUCGCCAGUGGUCGAGGUAAAUUGGCUUCCAUGCCCGUUGGUGGUGGUGUAGCCGUUGCUGCCGGUGGUGCUGCUCCUUCAGCCGCUGCUGCUGAACCCGCCGCUGAUAAGAAAGACGAUAAAAAAGCUGCUAAAGAAGAAUCAGAGGAGUCGGACGAUGACAUGGGUUUCGGUCUUUUCGAUUAAGUUCUUGUAUCUUUUUUAUGUAACUUUCUUUGUUAAAUAUAAUGUUGACAAUUUUUUAA
Messenger RNA from Planococcus citri (citrus mealybug), 557 nucleotides. RefSeq names its product ribosomal protein LP2 (gene RpLP2). Gene Ontology annotation, biological process: cytoplasmic translational elongation. The transcript is spliced from 4 exons. Gene Ontology annotation, cellular component: cytosolic large ribosomal subunit; ribosome. Gene Ontology annotation, molecular function: structural constituent of ribosome. The record is from RefSeq and is a predicted model, not a curated record. Bases 154 to 498 code for a protein of 114 amino acids. Lineage: Eukaryota; Metazoa; Arthropoda; Insecta; Hemiptera; Pseudococcidae.